This is a messenger RNA of Gossypium arboreum, 1719 nucleotides long. RefSeq lists its product as uncharacterized. The coding region runs from base 1 to 1719 and encodes 572 amino acids. The record is from RefSeq and is a predicted model, not a curated record. The transcript is spliced from 7 exons. Lineage: Eukaryota; Viridiplantae; Streptophyta; Magnoliopsida; Malvales; Malvaceae.
AUGGAAGACCAAAAACAAGAGUUUUUGAUGUUGAAACAGAGAGAUAUGUCCGUAGUGGAUUAUGAACGGGAAUUUCUGAGACUGAGCAGAUAUGCAAUUGAAUUUGUACCGACUGAAGCUGACAGAUGCAAGCGACUUCUAAGAGGACUGCGAGAUGAAUUCCAACUGCAAUUGAUGCUUCUACGGAUUACGGAGUUUGUAGAUUUAGUAGAAAGAGUUAAAAUGAUUGAGCAAGUACUGGGGAAUAGUAAAAAGUCUGAAACUGCCAUUCAGCUGGAAAACGUCUUAGAACAACUAGUUCAAGUCUACAAUUCAAACGAUCUAGGGAAUCUCGUGGUAGUGGAAGAUUCAGUUCAAGAUCAGAAAGAUGAGACAGAAGUCGAAAGAGACAAACUAUUGUAUCUACUGGCAGUAUCAGAAGCCCAGCUCAGAAUGUUGAAAUUCCAGAAUGUGAAUAUUAUGGAAACAAACAUAGGGAAGAAUGUAGAAAAGGCCGAGGUUCAGGCCGAAGUGGUUCAGUUGCUAGAGGUGGAAUUAGAAAGGCUAGUGAAAAUGCUACACAAAUUGCCUGGAUUACCUUCUGAUCGGGGAGUUGAAUUUGUGAUUGAAGUAUACCCGGGUACAGAUCCAGUGUCAAUACCUCCAUAUCGAAUGUCACCUACUGAGUUGAAGGAGCUGAAGAUUUUCCAACCGUACUUGGACCAGUUUGUAGUGGUUUUUAUUGAUGAUAUUCUAGUAUAUUCAAAAUCUGAAACUGAACAUGAACAAUAUCUUCGAAUUGUUUUGCAAAUAUUGCGAGAGAAGCAAUUAUAUAGAAAAUUGAGUAAGUGCGAGUUUUGGUUAACAGAGGUAUUUCUUGGUCAUGUAGUAUCAGCAGAUGGGAUUAGAGUAGAUCCAAAGAAGAUUGAAUCCAUACUUCAGUGUAAAGUUCCUAGAAAUGCGUUAGAGGUACGUAGUUUGCUUGGUUUGGCUGGAUAUUAUCGAAGGUUUGUGAAUGGAUUUUCAAAAAUAGCUUUACCAAUGACAAAGUUAUUGCAAAAGAAUGUUUUGUUUGUUUGGAGUGAGAAGUGUCAGAAAAGUUUUAAAACAUUGAAACAAAUGUUAACAGAAGCACCAGUAUUGAUUUUACUGGAGUCGGGAAAAGAUUUUGUUGUGUACAGCGAUGUUGCCUUAAAUGGUCUUGGGUGUGUACUGAUGCAAAGUGGAAAAGUAAUUGCUUAUGAUUCACGACAAUUGAAACCCCAUGAAUGCAAUUAUCCAACACAUGAUCUAGAAUUAGCAGAAGUGAUAUUUGCCUUGAAGAUUUGGAGACAUUACUUAUACGACGAAAAGUGUUAUAUUUACACUGCUCAUAAAAGUCUCAAAAGAUACCGAUCAGAUCCCUCUUAUCUGAUUUCAACUGAAGAUAUAGAGAUUCGACCUGAUUUGUCAUAUGAAGAAGAAUCGGUUAAGAUACUGGCACGUGAAGUAAAGGAAUUACGUAAUAAACGAGUUCCCUUAGUAAAAAGGAGUAGUCAUAAUAUUGAAGAAGCAACGUGGGAAUCAGAGGAUACAAUGAGAUCACAGUACCCCCAUCUCUUUUCAGCUCUUCUAUAUGAACUUCCGUUCAACCCUUAUGGGUUUCUGUUUAGCACUUUUGUGCUUCUGUUUAGCCUGAAAGCUUCUGAUAACAAUGUACUCAUAUUCGUAAGCAGUUUUCCGAUUCGGAAGAGUGCAUGA